GUCAGCUCAGUCACAACUGCCCUUUCAAUGCUUGAAAUGCCUCUUCAUUGACCUGCAUUUGGAUUGUUUCCUUCGUCUCUGCAGUUUGUUGGUUCUGUUUCUCAAGCUGUGGUGUUUUUGGUCAGAAAGAUUCCGAAAACCGAUCGAGAUGGAUCAUCGGAACUCAAUUUCAACCAGCCAUGGAUCUUCUUCCUCUACAAUUUCUAGGAGAUAUGGAAGAAUUCUCGACAACUACCACACUCUCGAUCAGGUUACAGAAGCGCUGAUUGAAUUCGGCCUCGAAUCCUCUAAUUUGAUAGUAGGCAUCGACUUCACCAAAAGCAAUGAAUGGACGGGGAGAUAUUCCUUCAACGGAAGGUGCCUUCAUGACAUACGUGAUGGCCUUAAUCCAUACCAGCAAGCCAUCUCCAUCAUUGGAAGGACACUCUCUCCUUUCGAUGAGGAUAAUCUCAUCCCGUGUUUUGGCUUUGGCGAUGUGACUACACAUGAUAAAGAUGUCUUCAGCUUCUACGAGGACAACAGGCCCUGCAAUGGCUUCGAGGAGGCACUCUCUCGUUAUAGACAGAUCGUUCCACAUGUUCGCUUAUCAGGACCUACGUCGUUUGCUCCUAUAAUCGAAACUGCUAUAGGGAUAGUUGAUCGAAGUGGUGGUCAAUAUCAUGUUCUCUUGAUCAUAGCUGAUGGCCAAGUCACAACAAGUGUCGAUAUGCAAGCUGGACAGCUUAGCCCUCAGGAGCAACACACAGUUAAUGCAAUAGUGAGAGCAAGUGGAUACCCGUUGUCCAUUAUCGUUGUUGGAGUUGGAGAUGGGCCGUGGGAUAAGAUGCACGAGUUUGACGACAAUAUCCCAGCCAGAGCCUUUGACAAUAUACAGUUUGUGAAUUUCACAGAAAUCAUGUCAAGAAACAUUCCUCAAUCACACAAGGAAGCUGAGUUUGCCCUGGCUGCACUCAUGGAAAUCCCUUUACAAUACAGAGCAACACUCGAACUUCGACUCUUGGGCAACACUAGAGGCCACAGCACAACUCUCCCUUUGCCACCUCCAUCGCAUAGCUUGAGGUCGAACACUGCUAGAUUGUUUUCGCGGUCAAACAGUCUAAGCCAAACAUUUUCAACAAACUAUCCACCCUCUCCUGUUUCCACUUCAAGCACUUCAAAUGAAAGGAGGUGCCCCGUGUGUUAUGACAGCCAACGGGAUCUUGCACUUGGAUGCGGCCAUCAGACGUGCCGUGACUGUGGUGAAGAACUGAGCCAGUGUCCCCUUUGUUGGACAGAGAUUACAACCAGAAUAAGGCUUUUUGAGUAAACUCAACUGAACAGAAGAUGAGAGCAUGUGUGUGUGUGUGUGUGAAAAUACGUAUAUCGAUUUGAUUGUGUAUAUUGAGCAACAGACACUUGAUCAUUCCUAAUUUUAUCUGAAUUUAAAGAGCAGUGUAGGUGAGUUAUAUAGUUGCAUACUUGAUAUGCUUGAUCACAACAUUUUUAAGAUAAAAUAUUGAGUAUAGGAUUUUCGACUCCA
This is a messenger RNA of Salvia hispanica, 1519 nucleotides long. NCBI's taxonomy places the organism in Eukaryota, Viridiplantae, Streptophyta, Magnoliopsida, Lamiales, Lamiaceae. The record is from RefSeq and is a predicted model, not a curated record.